GCGCCGGCGCCCGCUCCGCCGCCGGCGCCGCCCCCGCAGCACUCCUUCGGCCCGCCGCUGGCCCUCGGGGCGCUGCCGGUGCUGCAGGGCGCCACGCUGCCCGCCGGUCUCGCCGCGCCACCGCCGGCGCCGGCGCCCCCGCCUGCGCCGCAGAGCUUCGACUUUCCGCCGCAGGAGAGCCACUUCGCGCCCCAGGGCUUCGACAACCUCGCGCCGCAGGGCUUCGCGCCGCAGAGUUUCGACCUCGCGCCGCAGGGUUUCGCGCCGCAGGGCUUCGACCUCGCGCCGCAGGAGGGCCCACCGCCGCAGGGCUUCGGCUUCGCGCCGCAGGCUUUCGCGCCGCAGGGCUUCGACUUCGCGCCGCAGGCUGGCUUCACGGCGCCCGGCUACCAGCAGGGCGGCUACAUGUAG
Molecule: messenger RNA, 411 nt
Organism: Prorocentrum cordatum
Lineage: Eukaryota; Dinophyceae; Prorocentrales; Prorocentraceae
Source: the annotation of a GenBank genome assembly